UUUUUUUUUUGAAGGUUUACAUGGUGUUGAAGGGGAACAAAAGCCAUGUUAGACUCUGAUCACCGAUCUGAUUGCUAGAACCGUAGAACGCAUAAAACAAAGUAACUAAUUUCUAUCGGGAAAAAUGAAAGGGAUGGGCCGACAGUAGUAGCAGUAGCAUUGUAGACUUGUAGUCGAUUAUUUGAAGAUUACGGCAAGCGACGGCUGAUGCGGUAGAGAGCGAACACCGAACUCUCUCCUUCCUCUGGCGUUUGCGAGGCCGCCGUCCGCAUCAACGACCGAACGCUCUCCUCCACCACCGUCGCCUCGAACCCCUCCCGCUUCAGCGCCUCCAGACACUCGCCCACACCCGGCCUCACCUCGGUCGCCGCCCACCCCGUCGUCCCCGCCCCCCAAGCCGCCCUCAUCGUCCUCCCCAGCCCCUCCAUCUCCUCCGCGUCGAAGAACACGUCCGACAUCAGCACCACGUCAGCAGCCUCCGCCGCUUCUCCCCACCGCAGCUCCCGCACCUCUACCCGCGCUCCUUGACCGUUGGCGGCGACGCUGGCCCGGAGGCCUUCGAGAAGCUGCCCGACGUCGGUGAGCACCACGCGCGCCGCGCCCAUGGAGGCGGCCAGCAAACCCGGGAGGCCCGUCCCGGCGCCGACCUCCAGGACGGUGGCGCCGGCGAGCUGGGCUCCGCCGCAGGCGGCCAUCCACUCGGCGAGGUAGACGGCGGAGUCCCAGAGCCAUGAGCCGGUGAGGGCGCGGCCCGUGGAGGGGUCGACGGUGCCAUCCCCCUCGUGGAUGAUGAGCUUGUAGCCGGAGAUCUGGACUUCGCGGGAGCCACCCAUACCCAACCUGCCUACGGCCCCAGGACCGCUCGCUCUUAUUAAGGAGCGAGGCUGAAGGGGAAGAGGCUGAAAUUUGUCGGCAAUGGCGUUGGAAGUGCUGGAGGGGUCGGUGCGCAACAUCAUGGAGCAGGAGACGCUCAAGUGGGUCUUCGUCGGUGGGAAGGGCGGCGUCGGAAAAACCACCUCCAGCUCCAUCCUCUCCAUCCUCCUCGCCCAGGUCCGCCAGUCCGUCCUCAUCAUCUCCACCGACCCCGCGCAUAACCUCAGCGACGCCUUCCAGCAGCGCUUCACCAAGGUCCCCACCCUCGUCAACGGAUUCUCCAACCUCUACGCCAUGGAAGUGGAUCCCAAGGUGGAGGACGACGAUUUAUCUGACGAUGGCCUGGAAGGAUUCCUUUCGGAGUUGACUAAUGCGAUCCCUGGAGUCGACGAGGCUAUGAGUUUUGCUGAAAUGCUCAAAUUAGUUCAGACAAUGGAUUACUCGGUUAUAGUAUUUGAUACUGCUCCAACCGGCCAUACUUUACGAUUGUUGCAAUUCCCAUCAACUUUAGAGAAGGGACUUGAAAAAGUUAUGUCUCUGAAGAAUAAGUUUGGUGGCAUGUUUAGCCAGGCUACUCGUCUUUUUGGCCUUGGUGAUGAGUUCAGUGAGGAUGCUUUGCUAGGGAGGCUGGAAGGUAUGAAGGAUGUGAUUGAGCAAGUAAACAACCAAUUUAAGGAUCCAGAUUUGACGACAUUUGUCUGCGUGUGCAUUCCUGAGUUUCUUUCUCUAUAUGAAACCGAGAGGUUGGUGCAAGAACUAGCAAAGUUUGAGAUAGACACCCAUAAUAUCAUCAUCAACCAAGUACUUUUUGACGAAGAAGCUGUUGAAUCGAAAUUGCUAAAAGCACGAAUGAAGAUGCAACAGAAGUAUAUUGACCAAUUCUACAUGCUCUACGACGAUUUCAAUAUCACCAAAUUGCCACUGCUCCCGGAAGAGGUUUGCGGAAUUCAAGCGCUUAGGAAGAUGUCUCAACACUAUGUCGUACCCUAUAAGCCUUCUCUUGCCCGGGGCACCAUCAAAGAAGUUCAGGAGAGAAUAUCUACCUUGAGAUUACAGCUCCAAGAAACGGAGUUAGAGCUAGAGAGGCUGCAAGGGAAAUAGAAUAUGCUCAAUCGUUAGCGCUCUAAAUUUUUCUCCAAGAUCAAUCAAAGUUGUCGAUAGAUCUUUCGCGGCCAAUUUUGCUAAAGCUUGUUACCCUAUGAGAUUCAGGUAUAACUAAACUACACCAGAGUGCUAGGAGAUUUCUACCUUUAAAUUUAUGUUGUUUUACAUAGUUUCAGCGUACACUUGUUUUUAUUUAUCUGAGUUAUUAUUGAUUGAUUGGGAAAAUAAGGAUGAUAAUAAUUGUUUUCAUAUUAUAUUAUGAAAUUGUAUUUCUCCUUUUUGGAUUAUGAUUUGACCAUAUCAAUUAAAUUAAUAGUUAUUAUUAUUAUUGCUAGCAA
Messenger RNA from Zingiber officinale, 2315 nucleotides. RefSeq names its product ATPase GET3A-like. The record is from RefSeq and is a predicted model, not a curated record. NCBI's taxonomy places the organism in Eukaryota, Viridiplantae, Streptophyta, Magnoliopsida, Zingiberales, Zingiberaceae. Gene Ontology annotation, cellular component: GET complex. Gene Ontology annotation, molecular function: ATP hydrolysis activity; ATP binding. Bases 916 to 1974 code for a protein of 352 amino acids. The transcript is spliced from 8 exons. Gene Ontology annotation, biological process: post-translational protein targeting to endoplasmic reticulum membrane.